Peromyscus californicus insignis is the source of this 7446-nucleotide messenger RNA. It is a transcript of the gene Tmppe, whose product is annotated as transmembrane protein with metallophosphoesterase domain. Gene Ontology annotation, molecular function: hydrolase activity. The record is from RefSeq and is a predicted model, not a curated record. NCBI's taxonomy places the organism in Eukaryota, Metazoa, Chordata, Mammalia, Rodentia, Cricetidae. Bases 576 to 1778 code for a protein of 400 amino acids. The transcript has 2 exons.
GGGACGCUCCGCCGCUGGGAAGCGGCCAGAGGCCCAGGGAAGCCGCGGCUCUGCACAGCGGGAAUCCGGGGAACCCUCAGUCACCCCUCGGAGCAAGCGGGCCGCCGAGGCGCAGGCAGUGGCCAGGCCUCCCUUAAGGGGCGGGCCGGCCGGCGGGGCGCGCGUCCUUCCUGGUUGCUGGCGCGCUAGGGUUCCGCUGCGGCGGUGCCCUGCGCGCAGACUUGUUUCCUCGUUUGUGCAGCGUGUUCGGGGGUUAGCUGAGGCGGAGUUCAUCUGGAAGUCUCUCAUUGGCCACUGUCCUUUCUAAAGAAGUCACUUGCCUUCCCGAGUCUGCCUGCCCUGAGCUGCUGGGGACUCUCUGGGAGCUGAGAGAAUGGUACUCUUCAGGCAGCUGUCCCCGGGUUCCAAGGCUGCCCUGGCUGCAGCCACUGUCUUCGUGUCCAUGAUCCUCUCCCGCUCCUUUCUGGCUGAGACCCUUGAGCUCCAGGCUUGGCGCUGGCUGUUCCGCCUGCAGAUGGUCCUGUUUGUCAACUCCCUCAUGCUCAUUGGUUCCUUGUACAUCUGGCGGAGCACAGAUGGUCCUGUUUGUCAACUCCCUCAUGCUCAUUGGUUCCUUGUACAUCUGGCGGAGCACAGUGAGCAACCUCAGCCAUUCCCCUGCCGUGGAAUCCACCUGUUUCCAGCUUUGGAAGCUGGUUGUCGUGGCAUUUCUGGCCCUGGCACAUUCCAGUUUCUUCACCAUGCUCUUCUUGGUGGCCGAGGAACCCUAUGUGUUUUCCUUAGCAGCCUACUCCUGCCUGGGUGCUUACAUUAUUAUGGUUUUCUUCCUUUGUAUCUUGAACGCCACGGAGCAGGCCUACCAGUUCUUAGCCUGGCGCACUGGUAGGGUGGUGGGCAGCCUUGACAAGACAAGGUACCUGGUGCUCAGGCCUGCCCUGGCGGUGGCGGUGACGGCCGUACUCAGUACCAUUGGCCUUCUGAAUGCUGCCCAGCCCCCAGUGGUGAAAACCGUGGAGGUACCCAUCCAUCAGCUACCCCCCUCUAUGAAUAACCUCAAGAUUGUGCUCCUUUCGGACAUUCACUUGGGGCCCACAGUGGGCAGAACCAAGAUGGAGAUGUUUGUGAGGAUGGUGAACAGGCUAGAGCCGGACAUCACCGUGAUCGUGGGUGACCUCUCCGAUUCGGAGGCCUCCACCCUGCAGACGGCAGUGGCCCCUUUGGGCCAGCUCCGUGCUCAUCUUGGCACCUACUUCGUCACGGGUAAUCACGAAUACUACACGUCGGACGUCAGCAACUGGUUCGCACUGCUGGAAUCCUUGCAUGUCCGACCUCUGCAUAAUGAGAACGUGAAGAUUUCUGCCCCCCGGGACCAGGACGGUGGUGGGGCUGAUAAAGAGUGGGUCUGCUUGGCGGGCGUGGACGACAUAGAAGCAGACAUCCUCCACUACGCCGGCCACGGCAUGGACCUGGACAAAGCUCUGGAGGGCUGCAGCCCGGAUAGCGCCACCAUCUUGCUGGCUCACCAGCCUCUGGCUGCCAAGAGAGCCCUCCAGGCUCGGCCAGAUAUCAACUUAAUUCUUUCUGGGCACACUCACGCAGGGCAGAUCUUCCCCUGGAAUGUCGCAGCCUAUCUCCUGAACCCUUUCUUUGCUGGACUCUACCAAGUAGGCCAGGCUACAUUUGUGUAUGUCAGUCCAGGCACAGCCUACUAUGGGAUACCGAUGAGGUUGGGGAGCAGGGCGGAAAUCACAGAACUCAUCCUGUGGCGGGCUCCCUAAGCCUGCCCCAGUGGCCCUUGCCGCCUUGUCCUUACCCAACACCUUUGUCCAUCUCCUGCUCCGGCCUAGCCCUGCCAGCACCCCUUUGGCCACAGCCUGCUGGGAGCAGCGAUUUGCAAGGGAACCGGCUGCCUGACAAGUUCAGGCUGAUUAAACUCUUCAGAUAAUCAGUUGCUUUUUGGUAGUACACCUGUGAUUCCACUCGGCCACAUAAAUGCGAACACACGUUUGUUUUCCAGCCUGCUGUAGAGAAGAGGCUCUUUUGUAGAGGGUUGAGUGCUUGGAAAGGACACCUCAGGGAGAAGCAGGGACACUUGUCUCCUGUGGGUUUAACCCUGGUUAGGACUUGGGUGGGUUCUGAAAUUUCUUGAUCUAGAGACAGUUGGUCUGGGCAUGGACCAUGUUGAGAGGUCAAUUGAGAUGGGCGCCAUCCCUCUGCUUGCUGGAGGACUGUAUCCCUUUCCCCCUUGGUUCAGUCAAGGUCACCUUUAUUGAGGACAUCAGUAGAAUCAAUGAGAGCAUGGGGCCCUUCCUGUCUUGACCUUGAGGGGUGCUGAUUGCUGGGCUUGGUGGCUGGAGAAGAAAUCAUGGGAAUCCUGGUAGGUGACGGCUCUAGUCUCUUCAUAUCUUGGCGGCUCUGAAUCCUGGUUCUGUGUCGUCUUUGGAUGUUUUCUGUGUUCAGGGGUGAGGAAAGGACACUGAUGUGAUGGGGUAUGUCUCAAGGCUGAGAGUGUGGUGCAGAGACAGAGCUCUUGCCUAGGAGGUGCCCGACUUUGAGUUCCAACCCAGCAUCACAAAACAAAACUGUAAGGUAGAGAGAGUGUGUGAGUGUGUGUAUACACAUACAUGUGAAGGGAUACUAAGUCCUUCUGAAAGGUCAUUUUAUGGCCUGAUGGUUAAGUAGCUUUAUUGGUCAUGGUGAGUGCAGGAUUCUUAAUACAGAUAAACAUUAAACAAGGCCUUAGAAACCCAUGUUCCCUUCAAAGUGGUUUGCUUGUUUGAGGCUGGCUUCAGUUCACUCAUAGCUAGAUGAAGUGAAGCCUCUGAGAGUUGCUAAUGGCAGGAGGCCAUCUGUCACAGUUGGAUGACUCAGGAGAUUAGAGCCCCCUUCCCAUUACCCCAGGUUUGCGUCUGAGCUUCUGGUGAGAGGCUGCGGUUUCUUGUCUACCCAUAGGAAAGCUGAAGUUGAUAUGACUGUGAUCUACCUCUGCCCCUGCACGUUCCCCCAGGCCCUGGCUCUGAAAUGACAGGACUGGCUUACCUGGCUAGGGGCGUGGGGGGAAGACGAUGGACACGGAUGGACUCUAAUCCAUCUACCUUGGCCUCUGGCAACAGAAGCAUAGGGUCAUCCCUAGGGCUUCUAGACCCACAAGAAAAACAAAGGGGAGCUGGAGAGAUGGCUCAGGGGUUAAGAGCACUGGCUGCUCUUCCAGAGGACCCGAGUUCAAUUCCCAGCAACCACAUGGUGGUUCACAACCAUCUGGUGUCCUCUUCUGGCCUGCAGGCAGAACACUAUACAUAAUAAAUACAUCUGAAAGAAAGAAAGAAAGAAAAGCAAAAGGAGCUAUCUUGUGCAAUGUCUGCAGAUUAUUGGUCUAGCCUUUGCCAGAGGCGAGAGAGACUGUGCCCUUUUUAUAUCAGAAAGCUUCUCUUAGGAAAAGGCCUCAUUGAGAUGUGUUGAGGAACAUCUGAGUAGCUUAGAUUCAGGGCCUGGAGUUCUGUAUAGGGAGGUGCAGGUGCCCUCUGCCUGGAGAGGGGCUUCCUGCUGCUUAUGAGGGAGGGCUGAUGUCUGGCAGUGACAUGUCCUCCUUAGAUCUCUGGCUUCCAUCAGCCCCGAAAUGGGUGUAAUUCUUGAAUAUACCUCAAGGCUGCUUUGGCUGGGAAAAUGUGACGACUGUACCCAUAGUCGGCCCUUAGUGUUAGAUUUACAUCAGUGCUAAUCAGAGACCUGCUAAGGAGUGUGCCUGGAGAGUCUCUGGAGCAGCCAGGCAUGGGAAUUGUCAGUGAGUGGUGGGAUGCCCUCCAGCAGAGACCAGAUGGCCAUGUGAUACCUGCUGAGAGCCUCCUUCCUGUGCCUGAGUUUCCUAUGCGCACUCUGCUUUGUAGAUGGGGGUUCUUCAUCUUCUUGUCCUUCUGGUGUGAUGGGGUCUGGGGGGUGCAGGAGACUACUCACACAGUCUUGUUUCCCAGUAGAUAAGGUAUUGGCAGAGGGCCAUCCAGUUUAAAAAAAAAAAAAAUACAUGCCUGUCAUCCCCAGCACUCAGCGAGUGGAGACAAGACAUUCAGAGUUCAAAGCUACUGGUGAGUUAGUGAGUUUGAGGACAUCCUGGGCUACAUGAGACCCUGUCUUGAAAAAAAGAGAGAGAGAAAUAGCUUUGUUUUGAAACUGUGGCAUUCUCAUCCCCUCUUACCUUGUACAGAUUUCAGUGAACUGGGAGAGACUUUGUAGAAACCACGAUGUAUUGAUGGGAUUCUGGGAGAGACCACUACUCAGCCCCUAGCUUUCCCACACCCUCCUGGGUACCUCUCCCACCUGCCACCCUCUGGCCUCAGGAAGGUCACUUUCUCCAGUGUUCCCCAUUUCUGGUUUCUCAAUCCCUUUCAGGGUCCUGACUGGCCUUCCUGUUCUGCUUUGCUUUGGGUCUCCCCAGACGGAGUUGACAUCUUUUCACUCCUGAUGCCAUGGGGAGCCCUUGGACUCCAGACUCCUGCCCCUCCGGUUAUGUUUACUGGUUCCUUGACCUCUGGAUCCGUCUCUUCAGGGCCCUGGGCUUGAUGAAGUUGGCUUUGGCGUCCUGGGUCUCUUGUGUUUGAUACUGUCAUAUUGUCAUUCGUGUGCAUGGCAUUCAUUCUGUUGUUUUUAUUUUUGAGACGGGGUCUUGCUGUGUGUACCAGUUGGCCUUCAGCUUACAGUCAUCCUCCCACCUCGGCCUCCCAAGUGCCGGAUGCCAGGCGUGUGUCACGACGCCUGGCUCCUUCAUCCUCUCUGAACUGUUUUACCAAAUACUUUUCUAUUAACGGGUGUGGGUUGGGUUACAACUCAGUGGUGGGGAACUUGCCUUGCAAGUGUGAGGCCCUAGGCUCAGUCUCAGGACCAUGACAGAAAGGAAAAACAGUGAUCAGAGGCAAUGAGGUGGCCCAGCAGCUGACAGCCCCAGGGCCAGUGAGGUGGCUCUGGAUGACAAGCCUGACUCCACAGAGCUGUCCUUGGACCUCCCCAUGUGUGCGGCGCCAAGUGUGUGCCCACACUCACACACAGAUCACAUAGCACACACGCAAUCAUACGAAUAGACUCUCUGAAGAGACGAGACUGCCUGCUCUUCUGAAAUCGUGUAUAGAAGGGAAACAGCUGUUCUGUUCUCGGCUGUCUCUCUCCUCCUACUUUGGUCUUAGUAGAGCAAGUUUGCUCCCUCACGCCUCCGGGUUAUCCAGCCUGUUGGCAUGGAGGUGUUCAUGGAAUUCCCUUCUCCUCCUUUCUUCCCUGACUGGGUCUCACUAAGGCGCCAGCUGCUCUGGAAGUCAUACUCUUCCUGCCUCAGCCCCCUGACUCGGGAUUGCAGACAUGUGCCUCCAUGUCCAUCCCCUUACAGUCAUCUUUAUUUCUGUGGUACCAGUUGUAGUGGCCGCUCCUUCCUUCCUGAAUUCGGUUGUUGGAGUGUAGCUAAGGGUCAGUUGAUUGUGCCGUUGCCAAAUAUCUAUUUUGCUUAUUCUUUGUGCGUUUUUUUUUCUGGCUCCUAUUUCAUUGAUCUCUGUUCUUUUGUUUUGGUUUCGUUGUUGUGAUUGUUGUUUUUUGUUUGUUUGUUUUGGAGACAGGGUCUCAAUAUGUAGCCCUGGCUGGCCUGAAACUCACUACAUAGACCAGGCUGGCCUGGAACUCAAGGAGAGCCUUCUGCCUCUGCCUCCUGAGUGCCGGGAUCAAAGGUGUGCAUUCCCAGUUCCUUCUCUAAUUUCUCAAAAAGCUGUCUUUUUACAGUUUUCUUUGGUUUGAAUCCAAGUCUGAAAAAGUUCCAUAUGCCGUGCGUGCUGUGUCUAAGUGUAUGACAUUCCCCGUACACACACAUGCACAAAGAAGUAAGUGAAAAUAAUUAAGGACAUCUUUCGUUAAUGUGUAUUUUAACGUGUGUGUGUGUGUGUGUGUGUGUGUGUGUGUGUGUGUGUAGUGCUAAUAUAGAGGUCAGAGGUCAGCUUGCAGGAGCUAGUUCUCUCCUACCAUGUGGGUCUCUGGGAUCGAACUCACAUUGUACAGCUUGGUGCCAAGUGCCUUUACUCAGCUAUUUUUUUUUUUAGAUUUAUUUUUAUUUUUAAUCAUGUGUAGCUCUUUGUGUCUUACAUGUGGGUGUGUUGUGUGCACAUGCGUGCAGGUGCCUCAGGAAGCCAAAGGCCUGGAGCUGGACUUAGAGAUGGUUGUGAGUUGCCUGACUUGGGUCCUCUGAACCACCGAGCCGUCUCUCCAGCUUCCUAGUUUUAUUUUAUUUUGGGUUUAUCGAGACAGGGUUUCUCUGUGUAGCCCUGGCUGUUUUGGAACUUACUCUAUAGACCAGGCUGGCCUCGAACUCACAGAGAUCCACCUGCCUCUGCCUCCCCAGUGCUGGGAUUAAAGGCGUCACCAUAACCGCCCAGCUUUUUUUUUUUUUUUUUAAACUGUAUGUUUGUCUUUUUAUUUUUCCCUGAGAUAAAGGGACAGAAUUAAGCUGAUUACUGGUCAGGAGUGCAGGAGGCUGAGGAUCCAGACCCAAAGUGCUCACUGUUCUCCGUGUCCUCUGCUCGCCUCUGCCUGUCCCAUGGCACUGCCCUCUUUUUAGCCAGACCUUUGAAAUGUGAAAAAGAAAAAAAGUUUUUAACACAAGACAUCUAUGAAUAAACAAAAUUAAUAAGCAGAGAUGUGGGGCAGAGCAAGUAUCCGUAAAUCUGUCCCUCGGGGUAUUAACUGUCACCAUGACCUCAGUUGCUGUGUUUCUUCAGCCUGUCCAGACUGUACUGGCCACAGCAGCCUCUGGGUUUCUGGUCAUCAGGAAUCGCCCUUGGCUUUCUCUGUGAUAUGUGACCAUAAGGGACUGAAGAGGCCUUAGCUGUGCAGAGCCCUCCCAGCCUCCUCCCCCUCUUUCCAGUGCCCUGGGUUGCUAGUGGACAGCUGGGUUUUUCCACCCUGGAGCUGGGGGGAGCUGACAGGGCUUUGUGGAGACCCAUUGGAUAGAAAUUUUGCAGCUUUCUCCAAAAGUUCAUAAUGACCCUUAACCUGUGACAUCACCACACUGCUUUUACUCUUUGUUCAAGUCCAGGAAUGUGCAUAAGGGAUGUAGAUAUAUUUAUUUUUAGCACUGAGGACUAGAACUCUUAGGGGAGAUGUUCAAGUUACCCAUUGACGCCUGUACUGUUACAGUUAAUGUUUUAUUUUUUUAAGAUUCUUAGAGCUGAAAAAAAAUCACACUGGUCAGCAUUAGACUCUUGGGAAGUACUUGGUCAAAGGGUAUUUUGUGCUGCCUUUUUUUUUUUUUAAACCUCCAAUAUUAUAUGCAUUGUGUGUAUAGUGGGGGUGGGGACUGGAGGGUCCCUGAACAUCCAGUACGGCUGCUCAGAAUUAAUGUUUUCUGUUCCUAUGGCUAUAUACUUUGUAAACACUGAUGCCACCACACCCUGCAAGUGUGAAAUAAAAAUGUAUCGAUCAUGA